Messenger RNA from Teleopsis dalmanni, 16181 nucleotides. It is a transcript of the gene poe, whose product is annotated as protein purity of essence. Bases 17 to 16102 code for a protein of 5361 amino acids. The transcript has 13 exons. Gene Ontology annotation, molecular function: protein binding; zinc ion binding. The record is from RefSeq and is a predicted model, not a curated record. NCBI's taxonomy places the organism in Eukaryota, Metazoa, Arthropoda, Insecta, Diptera, Diopsidae.
UGAGUCUGGCAGUCAAAUGUCAAACACAAAAAUGGCAGCACAUAGUGGAGGAGGAAUAGAUUGGAGCUCCGUUGUAAAACCUCUUUUAUCAAGCCGUUUUGGAGUUUUAAAUAAAUCAGAAAUAAAUAAUUUAACCAAAGCAAUAUUAAGAUGUGAAAGUGAAUUUUUUGAUGAAGACAAUCACUCAAAUCCAUUUUAUACAGCAUUUGCAGCACUUGCGGCAGAUAAAUUGAGUCAAUCAAAAAUAGUGAAUCCAAGAGAUGUACCGCAAAUAUAUGAGGCUACUUCAGUGCUAAUAUCAUUUAUUCUGUCUAGAUUAAAUAAAGUGAAUGUUUAUGAAAUAAAAUGGUUAUUGCCAGUAUUAAAAAAUUUAUGCGAAGGCAAAAAUCAGACUCAGUCAAAACCUGUGUUCACGACUACGGCUAGUGGCACUACAUUGACGAGUAGUUCAUUACUUCAAUUCGAUUUUAACCAUGUUGCAUCAAUCCUUAAAACAUCUAAAUAUCCAGAAAUCUCUAAGUGCAUACUCACUGCAAACGAAAAGGAUUCACCGAAAUCCGAAAUUAGACGGUCGAGAUCAGAUUUAUCAUCGAUAAUUGUACAACAGCUUACAGCACCACUAGAAAGUGGAAGAUUACUAUGGGCUUCGUUGAGUGAAGAACCGGCUGAAUGCACAGAAACAUUUGCAGCUGCAAACAUAGCUCAUUUGCAAUCCGCAAAUGGUGGGGAGACAAUAUUGGAAAUGUGCAGUUUGCUUCCAACUUUAUUACGUUAUCGCUUGAAGCAUUUGGAAACAGUUGCUACAGUAAACAGCAAGCCUCUAUACUUGCCAUUGACACAAGCGGAUGCAGUUCUGUUUAAAAAUCAAUUAAUACACAUUGUCAAUGAUAUUUCAAUUCUCUAUCAAGCACUUUCGUUGCCUAUAAUCGAACCAUUAUCAGCUAGUCGCAUACAAAAAUUGUCAAAAUGUGCUAUAUCUGCGCUUUACUGUGCCGUCUUAACGUCCAUGGCGAAUAGUGUAACAACUAUGGUAUCAGCAAAUUUGACACAAAAGGGGCAGGCACAAACACCUGCUAAUAUAAUAUCAUCAAAUCAAACUGCUAAAGACGUGGAUGAGGCUGAUGAGCAAGCCCGUUUCAUUGUCGAUAAGUCAUUAGAGAUAUACACAAUUAUAGGAAAUAUAUUUAAUAAUCAUGCUAGAUCACAUGUAUACCAAAAUCAUUUGUGUGCUGGUGCAUGGCUUUUAGUAAGCGGCAUACAAGGUGCUCUUGGUGCAUCUGGUAAUACUAGUGCAUUCAACAGUAAACAACCAAGUACAUAUGAUGAAAAUGUUAGAACAAAACUAAAUACUAAGCUUGCAUCAGAUAAUACACCACCUGCGGCAACAGCACGCGUAAAUCUAUUUAAAGUACAACAAGGCUUUGGAGUACUUAAUGCAGCUCUUGCCAAUCAUUGCAUACAAUUGCUAAGCGAGCUGAUUGAAGAUCUUAAAAUUGAAUCGAAUAGUAGUGAAGCAAAUGCUAAUCAAAAUGUGCCAGAUCCAACCAACUUUGAUAUUUUAGAAAAUUAUACUUCUCUUGAGCGAAUAAUACGCGUUCUUAGCAUCGCUCCGAUGCAUCAACUAUUCACAUUUCUGGCGACAGUUUCAUAUCGGAAAGCUUGCGCUCUUAAACGAGCAAAUGCAAAAGACCGAGCUGAAUGUGAACCUAUAAGUUAUUCAGAUUCUACUACAUGCUUUAAUGACACACUGUCUUGUUCUGAUAACUCAGAAGAAGAUGACAGUGAAAGUUAUUUGGGACAUUGGUUUAAAGAAACGUUGUCACCCGAAGCAGUUGAAGAUACUAAUGUACAAGUACCAGAUCGUUCUAAUGAGAAUCAGAAGUCUAACUUAAUGAUAGCGGGUGAUGAACCACACGAAUAUCUGGAUUUAGCAGCGCAGAUAUUUUGUUUUCUUGAUUUGUUUUUAAUAAAUAAAAAUGAUUACAUGCAUCGCUACGUUAAAGUUGGAUUAAGUGAUCAUCAAAUGAAUUUAUUGGCUAACAUACUGAAGGAUCUUGAUCGGGAUAAUGCACGGGGUGAAUGUGAGACUGGCACUUGUGCUAAGUGGCAAACAGCUAUGAUGCGUUUUUCUGGUGCAGUUGGGCGUUAUUUGCAUAAUUUAAUAUCUGCUUCCUUGCUGAGUGAAUCGUUGCAAGUAAGCCUGCUACAAUAUUUAUCAGUAUCACCAUGGACAAAUGACACAAAUGUAUGGCCACUACAAGUAUAUUCAAAUACUCUCUCCGUAUUGGUACAAAUAAUAUUACUUAGGCCUGCACAUGAAAAGGAAGCUGCUUGUCUUUCAGUGUGGCAAAGAUUGAUUAACACUUUAGCCGAAGGUGUAUGUGGUCCACUUAUAGCAACUACAGCUUCAGAUGUUGAUUAUGAAGAUUUAAAUAUUGAACAUGCACAAUUAAUGUUAUUUUUAUUUCAUUCACUAAAUCUUAUGCAGAAAAAAUCAAUUUUAUUACUCAAUGCUGGCGCAGUUAUUCGCUGUGCGGAAAAUUGUCGUUCAAUACCAACAGAUCGACCUUUACGCAAUAGUCAAAUUAUGUUACUAUCUAGAUUGCUUUUACUACUCGAAUAUUUAAUGAAACACUUAUAUAAUGCUCCUGCAGAAUUAUUGGAUCAAGUGCGAUGGAAUUUAUUCAGCGUUAGCUCAUUGCAGGAGAGUCAAAAAGUUUCCGAUUUGUUAAGUUCUAAAGCUAAAUUAAUUUCAUUUAACCGAAAGGAUAUUGAAGAUAAAUUUAGAAAACAAAGUUCAGAGUGCAUGUCAAAUAUACGCCCUACAUUUUAUUCACUGACUUUACUUGAUCCACCAACUAAUGGACUGCAACAAGAAUUUAAAUUAGACGGACUUGCUUGGAAUUUCAUUCUAUGCACACCUGACAAGUUAAAAUAUAAUGUUCUUGUAAAUGCUCUGAUUGAUAUACUUAAUAUCGUCGAUAUGGCACAAUUUAAACUUCAUGCUGAUACACGUUUUGCAAUACAAUAUUGUUUCAGUCUUUGUUGGAAAUUAGUACUUGGCAUGCCACCAUCUCUUCAGCAUGUUGAAAAAUUACCAGAAGAAACCGAACCUAAUUUACAUUCACUUUUAUGGAGUAUUCGCUUUCCAUCUACUCAAGCUCAUUACCUUAUAGUCAAUAGUUUGGUUAAACAAGGUAUAUAUACUCAAACUGCCGAAAAUUUAUGGACCACUACGACAGAUAAAGUUACUGAAAUGCGUUACAAACUAAAACAAACAAUACACGCUGUUGAUUACUUUCUACAUAAUAUAAAUAAAAAAAAUCCAUUGGUGUCCUAUUUAUUGGUCUUGGAUGCUGCAGUUUGCCAUUUGCAUGCUGUAACUUGGGCUGAAAAAGAAGGCGUCAAAUCAAUACGCAGCAAUACAAGCAACGCUACAAGUAGUAGUAAUAGCGGAAGUGCUAGUCCCAGUUUAACGAUCUCAACUUCACCUACUGGAAAUAAUGAACCAGAUAUAUAUUCAUCAUCUGAAUCAAUAGAUCAAAAAGUGGAUUCCCCGCCUCCUGGUAAACCACAGGAACGUAGCCAAUUAACAAAGAAAUUAAUUUUGCAAUUGAUUGAAACAUACUCUAUAAUAUCAGAUACUGUUGGUAAAAAGAUGGUACAACAAAUGGGUGAUGUGAUACCAGUAAAUGUGAUCAAUUUGGUCAUACCAAUCGCUAGUACGAAAAAUUUAUUAAUUAGUGAAAUAAAUAAUACAUUUUUAAAAAUGAUAACAAACGCAGAUAAGGAAAUUGUUAUAACAGAAUGGACCAAAUGUUUAGAAGUUUCGGACGCAGCUUUCUCUGUUCAAAAUUAUCCAGUGGAGGAGUAUACACUAACUGUUAUUGAAGCGCAUAUAAGCGAACUAACACGAACUUCAAAUUACACCACAUUAAAUUCAUUAAAACAUUGCAUAAAAUCCUGUCUGAAUUUAAUUAAUUUAUUAUUACCACAUUGCAGUGUAGAAGGUUGUAAUGAGUUAGCAGAGCGAUUACAACCGAUAUUAGUACGGAAUAUGCUGGAUAUAAGAAUGGAACAUUUUCAUGACAUAAGUGAGAAGUGUAUGCAAACCCUAACAGACAUUACAGAGAACACAACUGAGGAUUUCCAAUUAGUAAUACAUGAGUACAUAUUUAAAUAUUGUUACCAUUUGCAGCUAGAACUAGGAGAAGAUUUACGUCAUACAUCAACUCCUACACGGCGAGUUGUAUUUUGCGAAACAAUGAUGUUCGCUAUACUUAAAACUAUGAAUCAAUUAAUUGAAAAACCAGUCGGUCUUAAGGCUAUUUAUAAAUUUAUUAAAAUUAAUAAUGAAGGCAACAUGGUCGAUUUAUUGCUAUCAUUUACUGGCACUUCUAUGCCCAUGUUAUAUGCUAAUAACUUUUUACAAUUCAUUGAAAAAUUAUUUAAACUAGCUGAAAAGGCCGAUUCGCCAUUUCCUAUUGAUGAGUUGGUACAAUGUGUUGCGAAUUUGGUUAAUACAGAUGUAGUACGGAUAAAAUCAUGGCUAAGUCAUAUAAUUUUUGGUGCAAAUAGUAGUCAAGGUGGUUCUGAGGCCGCGGAUAAACAACUGGCAUGUAUGCAACCAUCAAGUACUCCUUCUAGCAAUGCACAAACACCAACUAAUAUGGCGACCGUGUCAGCAAUGCCAAGUAUUUCAGAUCAAUUAGCGCAGUCAUCUGUUUUGGAUGCAGAUGCUAUGGAAACUGACGAUGAUGGGGCUGUUGCUUGCAUAACCAACACAAGUAUCCCGGCACAAGCAUUAAGUAUUUGUUGGCAAAAUGCAAAUAGUUACGUGACUAAUCAUUCUGAAGUGUCAACACAAGAAGAAACUGGCGAGCGUAAUGGUUCUUUACUCCUCAAUGUAAUUAAAUACUUUGUGAGAGAUGGAAAAUCAACUGCAGCAGUUGCGAAUGUACUGUUUCAAUCAUUGUUACAAUUAGGACAAACUUUAAUUGCACCACCACAAGAAACUUCAGAUUUUGCGGAUAUUUUGCAAAUAAUGGUAACAUUGGCGGAUACUAUGCAAGGUCGUGGUCAUGCUACACUUUUUAGUGCAACCUUAAUGUGGCUUGAUAUCACUAAGUUCCAAAUUAUUCAAAAGUGUUUCAAUAUUAAGACAACUAUAAACUUGUUAUCUACUAUAACCCUAGAUAAUAUAUCAGCUUUGCUCAAAUAUUUGUUAGAAUUAUUACAGAGUUUGGGUUACAAAGGCAGUAGAACUAUAUCACCGCCUUGGGAUGAUGAUUUUCAAUUUCUUUUUGAAGAUGCUAAUGAAGAUAUUUCACCUGAUGAUGAAGAAUCAUGUGUUGAUGAGUUCGAUGAUGAUAACAUAAACAACAAACUUUGUACAUUUUCUCAAACUCAAAAGGAAUUUAUGAAUCAGCAUUGGUAUCACUGUCAUACCUGCAACAUGAUCAACACUGUUGGCGUUUGCUCAGUUUGUGCGAAAGUAUGUCAUAAAGGUCACGAUGUAAGCUAUGCUAAAUAUGGUAAUUUCUUCUGUGACUGUGGUGCAAAAGAGGACGGUUCAUGCCAAGCAUUAAGUCGUCGUGUUUCUUCAACUGGUGCAGAAAAUCGUAACCAUGCUGAUUUUUCACAUAGCUUAUCUAACAACUUAGGACUAUUAUCAAACAAGAAAAGAUUACAAACAACGCCAUCUCAAUUUUCUGUGUCGAACUUAUCCUCGGAACGUAUAACCUUUUUAACCAAAUUACUAGAUUCAUGUCGUGAAACGUUGCACAACAGUGAACAAUGGACUGUUAUUGCACGUUGCAUAUUAGAUUUAUUUGAAAUUUUAUUACCGGUAAUGCGUGAAAAUUGCGCACUCUACUCCAUUGUAGGGUGUCAUUUGCGCGCAAAAACAGCAUUAGAACAUUUACAUAUGCCAGAUCACAGUUUUCAAUUCAGUGAACAUUUAAUGGUUGCCACAUUAGGUUCGCAAGAGGGAGCAUUCGAAAAUGUGCGCAUGAAUUAUUCUGGUGAUCAGGGACAAACGAUAAAGCAAUUACUCUCAUCCGGUUUAGUACGUAGAGUAGCAUUAUGUUGUUUGACGUCCACACAUGGACGACGGCAGCACCUUGCUGUUUCCCAUGAAAAAGGCAAAGUUACAAUACUACAACUAUCAGCACUACUUAAACAAGCCGAUCAAUCAAAGCGUAAACUUACCCUUACUCAACUAUCUUCUGCGCCUAUUCCAUGCACUGUUCUUUCAUUAGCAGCUAACAGUGCUAAUGAAGAUUGCUUAGCAGUUUGCGGUUUAAAAGAAUGCCAUAUAGUCACAUUUUCAAAUACUGGUACAACAAAUGAACAUAUAGUAUUAACUCCGCAAUUAGAAAAUGGUAACUUCAUAAAGAAAGCUCUAUGGUUACCUGGAUCGCAAACAAUGCUAGCAUUAGUCACUGCGGACUAUGUUAAAAUAUAUGAACUAGCUGAAGAUGCAUAUAGUCCGAAAUAUUAUUUCCUGGUAGCAAUUGGCAAAAUACGUGAUUGUACAUUUGUAUAUCACAAUAAUGAUUACUAUAUGCUUCUAAUAGCAUCUUCCGGUUAUAUUUAUUACCAAAAAUUGGACGACCAAAGUUUGGCAAAACAUGGUGAUUUUUACGUUACAAGUACGCUUGAACUUGCUCAUCCUCAAAUAAAAGAUGUUAAUGGACAAAUUGGUGGUGGUGGAGUUUCGAUUUAUUAUUCGCAUACACUGCAACUUCUGUUUUACAGUUAUCAAAUGGGACGCAGUUUCGUUUCACCUUUAACGGAUGUCAACAAAGGUGUUAAAUGUAUAACACUCUUGCAAACUGGCCAAGUCAAUAAAACUUCAUCAAAGGGACCACCGCAGCCAUUAUGUCAAUGGAUGGAAAUAACUGGCCAUCCAGGUUUAAUAUGCGCUAUGAUGCAAACCUCAAAUAAUCCAUGCAUAUUUAUGUUUACGCCAGAUCGCAUAGUUAUGCAAGAAAUUAAGGCGCAAUCAUCAAAAUCUAGAAUAAUGGAUAUGGUGGCUAUACGUCAUCUUGUGUCUGGCGUUGAAAAGACUACUUUAAUUUUACUUUGUGAGGAUGGUAGCUUGCGUAUAUUUACGGCUAAUCCUGAGUGCACUAACUUUUGGUUAUCACCACAAGUACAACCAACCGGCAAUCAGUUGUAUGCAUCAAUUCGCCCGCCUCCAACUCCUAAAAAAACAAAACGCAAAUCAGCCAACUCACAGAAAUCAACUGCAGCAAAUGGUAAUCCAGUAUUUCCCAUUGACUUUUUUGAACACUGCACAAUGCUACCUGAUGUAGAAUUUGGUGGUAACGAUUUACUACAAAUCUAUAACAAACAAAAAUUAAAAACUCGUUUAGGUUCAACUGGAAUGUUUGUUGCGUCUACUAAACCGAAUGGAUUCACAUUAGAAAUAAUGAAUAAUGAUCCAAAUACUGCCAUUGUUGGGAUACGUGUAAUGUUAGGUUCACAGGAUCCACUGCGUGCUCCACAAACUGUCAGUGUAUUCGGUCGUACUAUCAAUACAUUCUUGCGUCGUCCACGAUGGUUUGAUAUACCAUUAACAAGAGAGGAAAUACUUCACUCUGACAAAUUGGUGAAAGUUGUAUUUGGUAAAUCACAGGAUGCAGAAAAUAUAAGUAUGGUUGACAGCGUUGAAGUAUAUGGUAAAGCGAAAGAUCUUAUAGGUUGGCCAGAUGAAAGCGAAGAAACUGCUGUUACAACGGCACCAAUUGGUGCAACUACCACAAAUACUAAUACUCACAACCAAGGUACAGGAAACAGCUAUGCCGAAGGUUACCAUACAUUAACAGCUUUAGACAAAAUGAUAACAAGCCUGUUGGAAGUACUUGAUUGCUCCUUAAAUUUAUUAGGAGGUACUAACGUCGUUAAUACCCUGAAGCAAAAGGCAAUUAAAACUGCUACCACUAUACUCAUGAUGCCAACCGCUUAUCAAGUUCAGGUACAAACUCGCUAUGUAUUGGCGACAUUACUUGGAAAUCGCACAUCGUAUCAUAACUAUAAAGAUAACGAAAUGCUGGCUUACAUAAAUUCAGAACUGCAAAGUAUAAAACAUAGAUUAGCUACAAAGGAAACUAUAAAAGACGUUGACCCAGAAGCAUUUUACCGUUUAGUACUUAUUGCACGUAAUAUAGCAACAAUGCGUCCACAGUCUUUAAUGAAAAUCUGUACUGAACAUAAAUACAAUAUUGUAGAAGAUAUAAUGUACUUCAUUGAAGAGUUACACCGAAUUACGCCACAUCCUGAUGAGCCAACAUCGUUGGUUAGACGAGGGUUAAGUCAUGCAGAAACGACGGUGCAUUGUUUGGUUGAAAUUAUGCAUGCUUUUGCGCUUUCUGAUUCUAAUUUGAUUGAAAAUAUAACUGCGCAAUAUAUCAAACUUUUAAAGAACGAUUCGAGCAUUAUAAGUCACAGUGCCAAAGAAGCAAUAAUUAUGUUAUUGGGGCCACGUGUGAAACGCCGUAGAGUUGCAAUUAUAACGCCACCAGUAUGCUCAACACCUACUCCGAGCAAUACGUCUAAUACAAUUAUUUCCUCAAACAUAAGAUCUUUACAAGCAGCUGCAGUGCAGGAAGAAAUGGGAAUUGUGCCCAUUAUUCCUUCAGUGGAAGAGUUGAUUGAACGUGAACAUGAAGCUGUGGUUAAUUCAGUAGCUGCUGUCGGUCGUAGUAACAGUGCUGAAUUUGUAGAUGCUAAUGCAUUAGAAUCUGUACAACAUGAUCAACAUCAACUAUUAAAUCUUGAUCCUUUUAUGGGUGGUUUUCCACAAUUGCUUGGUCUACAGCAAGAUGCAGAUGAUGAGGCUAUAAUAGAUAUUGCAAUUGCUUUAAGCUUGCAGCAACAUGAGGGCGAUGGCUUGCAGUCACUUCAACAAGGGCUAGCCAAUUUACAAGGCAUCCGUAAUUCAGGUAAUUUACCAGGUUUAGAUGGGACCAAUGCUGGAGCAAAUGCAGUAAGUGUCUCCGCUGGUGGAUCUGAUGAUGAAGGCUCCAAUGUUGCCACAGAUGGUUCGACAUUACGAACCUCACCGGCAGAGCCAGCAGGCAGUGGUGGAUCAGAAAGUGGAGGAAGCGGAGUUGAAAGUAUAGGCUGCACUUCUGGCCGUAGCAGCACGUAUGGUGAUCAGGUUAAUUCGUCUCCACCUAGAUCAGGUAACACGCAAGUUGAUAUACAAAUGUCUACCAAAGCUGGAAACAAUGGUGAAGCAAUUGGAAUGACUACGGAUGAUUCGAGUGUUGGUGGUGUGUCGGGGGUAGUGGGAAGUACCGAAAAUGAUGAUGAUUCUGAAGACGAGUGCUUGAUUAAAUUACAUGAUUUACGUCUUGACAUACUUGAAAAUAUAAUUGCCAAUAUUCGUACUUUAGAUGUGUGUAAUGGUAUGAAGUGUAUACCAUUGAUACAAGUCAUACUAAUGCUUACAAAUGACUUAAAUGGAAAUAGCGAGAGAGAUCAGAGAAUUUUAAAUGAGCUGAUAACGAUUUUGGUGGAAUAUAUUGAAAUGGAGAAAGGAUCCCAAUCAAUUAAACAGCAAAGUGAUAAAAACGAAGUGCGUUUGAUUAUAUUGUGUUUGUUUGGUGUGCUUAUGGGUAAAUCGAAAUCCAAACAAGCAGGCACAACUUCGCCGCCACAUCAAUUCAAAGACAAUGCCACUUUUGUUGCAGGUACCACAGCAAAUAUCUUAAGUAAUAGUGGCGCUUUUGCCUUUUCUCUUACUGUUAUGGAAACACUUCUAGAACAUUGGAAGCGUGCCACAGAACAAAAUAGCAACAGUUCGCAUAGCUCAACUGCAGGUGGUGCACCUGUUGCUGGCGCAAGUGGAAGUAGUACCACACCUCCACAAAAUUGUCUACUAAAGUCAUCAAAGAUUGGCCCGAAACCUGAUAUAUCGUCAAUUAUACCACAUAAUUAUUUAAAGAACUAUCCUGAUAUAUUCGAGCAAUAUGAUGCCAUGCUAACGGAGAUUUCUGUACGCUUACCUUAUCAAAUACUAAGGCUUUCUUCCACUCAUCCAGGAACUUACGACUGGUACCACAGCUACUGCGAAAAUAUGACAUAUACACUCUGUGAAUAUAUGAUGCUUAAUCUAAACGCUUUACUUAGACGGCAAGUACGAAAGCUAUUAAUGUAUAUUUGCGGGAAUAAAGAAAAGUUCCGUAUGUUCCGAGAUGGCCAUUCACUAGAUGUUCAUUUUAAUCAUGUAAAAAAGCUUUGUCGCUUGUCAAAUACCAAGAAUGCCGUAUUAUCCAACCAGUCUGUACCAAUAUUACCAUAUGAUUCACUUGUUGAACUUACCGAACAUUUACGUACUUGUCAAGAAAUAAGUCAAAUAAGAACAGGAAACUGGCAAAAAUUCUGCAUUAUUCACGACGACGUAAUACCAGUAUUAAUAGAAAUUGCAUGCUUUCAACUCGAUGAUGGUGUGUUGCCUAUUGUGUUGCAAUUACUGCAAGCCGCACUCUGCAAUAGUAUUCAAGCUGUUAAACAACAACAGCAACAGCUGCAGCAACAACAGCAGCAACAACAACCUAGUACUUCAAAACAACGGUCCGAUCGUGACAAAUCUGAAGAAACAGAAGUUUCGUUUGAUUCUAAAUUUGAUCAAGCCCAUUGUAGUACAUUUGUCCAUCAAAUAUUCCGUUAUGUUUCAGAUAAUUUACUCAACAAAUUUGUUCGUAUAUUUUUACUAGAGACAAACAUAACAUCUCUACGUUGGCAAGCGCAUUCAUUGAUUUAUGCAAUAUAUGAAAACUCAAAUGAACGUCAAAAAGAGAAACUUAUAAGCGUCUUAUGGAACAUGUGGCCAUUGGUACCAGCAUUUGGACGACGCACAGCACAAUUCGUUGACAUUUUGGGUUAUUUGACAUUGAGUACAAAAACAAUUGUGGACAAAUUACCAGAAUACACGGAAAAAGCUGUAGAGGUUUUGCGUCAACAAAAUGAGUUACUAUACAAACAUCCAAAUGCUCCCAUAUAUAGUUCAUUGGAACAAAUAUUGCAAGUGAAUGGUUUUUAUUUAGAGUCGGAACCAUGUCUUGUGUGUAACAAUCCGGAAGUACCUAUGGCUAAUAUUAAACUACCUUCGAUUAAAUCUGAUUCUAAAUUUACAACAACGACGAUGAUUGUAAAAUUAGUGCAAAGUCAUAACAUUUCAAAACUUAUUGUACGGGUUGCAGACCUUAAACGCACUAAAAUGGUCAAAACUAUUAACAUUUACUAUAACAAUCGUACAGUGCAGGCAGUAGUUGAAUUAAAAAAUCGACCGGCAAUGUGGCAUAAGGCACGAUCGAUUACACUACAAUCGGCACAAACAGAAGUAAAAAUUGAUUUUCCUUUACCAAUAACCGCGUGCAAUUUAAUGAUUGAGUAUGCUGACUUUUAUGAAACUGUUACCGGGUCAAGUGAAAACUUGCAAUGUCCACGUUGCAGCGCAGCCGUACCAGCAUAUCCAGGAGUAUGCGGAAAUUGUGGUGAAAACGUUUUUCAAUGUCACAAAUGCCGUGCAAUUAAUUAUGAUGAGAAAGAUCCAUUCUUAUGUCAUUCGUGUGGAUUCUGCAAAUAUGCAAAAUUCGAUUUUAGUAUCUAUGGAAGAGUUUGUUGUGCUGUAGAUCCAAUCGAAUCAGCAGAGGAUCGAGUUAAAACAGUACAGAUCAUACAUUCCUCAUUGGAACGAGCUGAUCGAAUUUACAGACAAUUACAAACUUGUAAGCAAAUGUUAGAGUUGCUUAUACAAAAAAUGAACGAACAUCGUAGCGCCGAUCGUGCACUAGAUGACACUUUUGGUGCCGUACAUAGUACUUCACAAGUUAACAAGCUAAUACAAAUGCUCGCACAAAAAUAUUGCGUUGAAACUCGUGGUUCCUUCGAGGAGCUUAGUAAAAUUGUCCAAAAAGUUAAAGCUUGUCGUAGUGAACUUGUUGCAUAUGAUCGUAGUCAGCAAGAUCAACCAAAUGGGUCUUCAGGAUAUGAUGAACGAGAUACAUAUAAUAUUAAUCGCUGCUAUGGUUGCGCACUUGCAUCUACGGAACAUUGUCUAACUUUAUUACGUGCUAUGGCUUCUAAUACUGACUGUUGUGCUGGUUUGCAUGCACAGGGACUUGUUGAAGAAUUGGCUCAACACAACUUGCGUCGAGGCACUCCACAAAAUCAAGAUGAAGUUAGAAAUUUGCUUGUGCUAUUAACCAAAAAUAAUAGAGAAGCUUGCAUGAGUCUAAUUGAGUUAAUACAAGAUCGUGUGAAGACUGCUUUACUAGGUGCUAUACCAGUAGUAAAUAUGGAUUCGGCAAUUCAUCAUGAAAUGAUACUUCUUGAAGUAUUAAUUGGACAAGACGAGUUUUGCUGGGAAGAAAAAUUAAGAGUAGUCUUUGAACUGUUUUUAAUUACAAGCCAACUACCACGUGGACCAUCUUUAGCUGUAUUACAGCCUUGUCUAAGAAUCAUGCAGGGCCUUAUAAGUCCAACAAUACCAACUAGUAAAAUUAAUAGAGAUUUAAGUCCUUCGGAACUUUCUUCGAUUUUGUGCUUAGACGCCAUCACUGUUGAUUUUGGCAAUUGGUUAGCUGGUGAUCCCGACAAUUCGUAUGCAGCGUGGAAAUCGCGAAUGCCAGCUAAUAUUGUGGCUAACAGAGCCCGAAGACCUGGAUUUGGGUUUAAUGAUGAUCGGCUCUUAGUUUCGAUUCUACAGUCUAUUGUCAGUGAGAACGCAGGGAACACCGCUAUGGAUAUGCGAGAAAUUGAAAUGUUAAAGCAUAAAAAAUCUCUAAUGCAUGAAGUGUAUCUAAUAGAGAAAUAUGGUCAACGUUGGCGUCGCUCAUUUCUUAGGAAAGAUUAUAAAUAUGCUCCAUUGCAACUUCAUGCCAGUUGGAUACAACCAAUUCUCUUUAAUUCAAACUCAAGAAUUAGUCGACAAUUGGCAUCAUCGGUAAUAACGUCAUUGAGUCGUACACAUGAUCGUAAACGAGAAAUACUCAAUCUACUAACAAGUUUCUUAAAACAUGUUUGUGAAGCUGGGGAAGCGAGUACUGAAUUCCUUGCACUUUACCGUUCACUCGCUGCAGAUAAACCAUGGCGCCAAUAUUUGGCAUUGAAAGGAGUUUUACUAGAGAUUUCACGUUUACUGUCAGGUGAAAUUAUUAAAAUCCACCGCUUGGAAGAAACAACAUUAUCAUCGGACUUGUCGCAAGGUUUUGCGUUAAGGCAACUUGUUGAAUUAAUGUCACUUUUUCUAGAAAAGCCAACCAUACGUCAAGCGUACAAAAGUCGUCUGUUAGGUACGGUACUUGAAGGUUAUCUUUCAUUACGUAAACUCAUUGUACAGCGCACACGUUUGAUUGAUGAUGCACAAGAGAAGUUGUUGGAAAUGCUGGAAGAAAUGACCAGCGGUACAGAGGAAGAAACCCGCGCAUUUAUGGAAAUACUAAUUGACACUGUCGAAAAGACUCGUAUGAAUGAUAUCAAAACACCCGUUUUCGUAUUUGAACGGUUAUAUUCGAUUAUACAUCCCGAAGAAAACGAUGAAGGCGAAUUCUUUAUGACACUUGAAAAAGAUCCACAACAAGAAGACUUCCUACAAGGGCGUAUGCUGGGAAAUCCUUAUCCGUGUUCAGAAGUUGGGUUGGGACCAUUAAUGAGAGAUGUCAAAAAUAAAAUAUGUACUGAUUGUGAAUUGAUCGCUUUACUUGAAGAUGAUAACGGCAUGGAACUCUUAGUCAAUAAUAAAAUAAUUAGUCUCGAUUUGCCUGUUAAAGAGGUAUACAAGAAAAUAUGGAUUGCUGAAGGAGGAGAUCGCGAUGCUAUGCGCAUUGUGUAUCGAAUGCGGGGUUUACUUGGUGAUGCAACUGAAGAAUUUGUUGAAACACUGAAUAAUAAGAGUCAAGAAGAAGUAGAUACCGAACAACUUUAUCGUAUGGCUAAUGUACUAGCUGAUUGUAAUGGUCUUAAGGUUAUGUUAGAUCGAAUAGGUAGUUUACAAAGUAUAUCACGCACGAGAGAACUUAUACAAGUAUUGUUAAAACUGUUCCUUAUAUGCGUAAAGGUACGCCGUUGUCAGGAUAUGUUAUGCCAACCUGAACUUGGAGCUAUUAAUACAUUACUUAAAGUACUUCAGAUGUGCUUACAAUCAGAAAAUGAUUCCUUACAAUCGUCAGUUACUGAACAAUUAUUAGACAUAAUGGAAACAAUAUUGUCGAAAGCAUCUAGUGAUACUUUAGAUUCGUUUUUGCAAUUUUCACUUACAUUUGGUGGUCCUGAAUAUGUAACUGCUCUUAUUAACUGUACUGAUUGUACGAACGUACGCAACAAUCCUUCCGUUUUACGCCAUUUGAUUCGUGUCUUGGCAGCACUUGUCUACGGUAAUGAGGUGAAAAUGGCGCUUUUAUGUGAACAUUUUAAAGACAUCUUAGAUUUUGAGCGGCUAGAUGUCGACCGUACGCCAGCAAUGGAUUUUAAAUUGGAACUGUUUUGUGUAUUGGCCAAUCAAAUUGAACAUAAUUGCAUUGGUGGCACACUCAAGGAUUAUAUUGUCAGUUUGGGUAUUGUGGAAAAUGCAAUCAGUUAUAUUACAUACCAUGCUCCUUGCGUUAAACCUACUUUGUUGCGCAUUGAUUCUGACGAAUUGAAAGAAUUUAUUUCACGUCCAAGUUUAAAAUAUAUAUUGCGCUUUCUUACUGGUCUAGCAACAAGACAUGAAGCUACACAACUUGCCAUUAGUAAGGACAUAAUACCAAUAAUCCAUCGCUUAGAGCAAGUUUCUAGUGAUGAACACGUUGGGAGCUUAGCUGAAAAUCUGUUAGAAGCCCUAUGCACAGAUGCUGCCACGGCAGCCAGAGUUCAAGAAGUACGCGAUUUUACUAGAGCUGAAAAAAAACGAUUGGCUAUGGCAACACGUGAACGGCAGUUAGAUGCGCUUGGUAUGCGUACUAAUGAAAAGGGUCAAGUAACAGCAAAAGGUUCGAUUCUACAAAAGAUUGAAAAACUACGUGACGAAACUGGUCUCACAUGUUUUAUAUGCCGCGAAGGCUAUGCGUGUCAACCCACUAAAGUACUUGGAAUUUAUACAUUUACCAAACGUUGCAAUGUUGAGGAAUUUGAUAUGAAACCAAGAAAAAGCAUUGGCUAUACCACCGUUACACAUUUUAAUGUAGUGCAUGUUGAUUGUCACACUUCAGCCAUACGUUUAUCACGUGGCCGUGACGAAUGGGAACGCGCUAGUUUACAAAAUGCUAAUACUCGCUGUAAUAGUUUGCUUCCAUUAUGGGGUCCAGAAGUUACAGAAUCCACAUUUUCAGCGUGCAUGACACGACAUACUAGUUACAUGCAAGAAGCCACCCAACGUUGUGACAUUAGUUAUACCAAUAGUGUACAUGACUUGAAGUUACUGCUUAUGAGAUUUGCGUGGGAACGUAGUUUCCAUGACGAUGCUGGUGGUGGUGGACCACAGUCAAAUAUGCACUUUGUUCCUUAUUUGUUAUUUUACUCAGUUUACCUUCUAUUAUCAUCACGUUCCGCUGCACGCGAUAGUAAGGCACUAACUACUUACGUAAAUAAUCCGCCUUGUGAUAAGUGGCUGGAGUGUGCUUAUGAGGCAGAAGGUCCAGUCUAUAUGACAACUAUUUCGUUAACAUUACAUAGUCGAGAUAUGUGGAAUAAAAACAAAAUUAUGCACUUAAAACGUUUAAUUGUAGUUGCUCAGACCCGCUUUGUAUCACCAUCGCUCGUAUGCAAAGCAUUGUUGACAACAAGCGAUCGCGAAUUUAAGCACUAUACCUUAUAUCGACCUUAUCUGAUGCUUUGGGCACUUGUAGAUUUAAUAUACAAUAAUCUCUUUAAAACUGUAACAACGCCAAAAGAAGAGGAUUGGUGCAUUUCUUUAUUCGAUUUUAUACGCAAAAACGAUGAAGCUAUGCUCAACACAACAGACAGCAUUCUACAGACAUUCACUGAAGAGAUUUUGCCAUGCACUACCUUCUAUGAAUUUUGUGAUGUAGUUGGUCUCCUGCAUAUUAUAGAGAAUCCUGAUAUAUUUAUUGAUGAUGUUUUACAAUCGCUUCCCUCUACAUCUGCUUAAGUGUCUAUUUUUAAUUUAGUACCGUUUGAAACAACGUUUUAAAUAAUUUAUUUAGCUCUGAAUAUAAACAAAACUUAAA